Molecule: messenger RNA, 873 nt
Organism: Knipowitschia caucasica
Lineage: Eukaryota; Metazoa; Chordata; Actinopteri; Gobiiformes; Gobiidae
Source: the annotation of a GenBank genome assembly
AUGAAGAAGCUGUUCAAAAAGUAUGCAGCGAAGAAACUAAUUUCUCGUGGCGAAGAUGCCCUGGCUCCGACCAAAAAGCAAUGGGAAAACAUUUCACAAUAUCACCAAGGCAAAGUAUUGCAUCAUCGCACCCAUCCAGUACUCACCAGAAGAGGCUACGUGACUGAUGAAGCAAAGAUCAGGAAGCAUGAGGAGCUGAAGAACUUCGCAUUGGAGCUGUAUGACAUUGCAAAGAAGAUUGCCGAAAAAUGUGAAGAACGAAAAAUGACACGUAUCCUUGUCCUGAAGGAGGGCACUCAAGAGGAUCAACCAUACAAGCAGAGAAAGAAGUCGGUGACGCUGAAAACUCAGGAGGCACAUUCUGCAGACCCAGGACGCCUCAGGUCUGGUACCGUGUACAAGGACCUCCAUGAUGAUACGGAGGAGGAGUGUGAUGUUGAAGCUACUCAGAGAAGAAGAAUUAAAGGAAAAAUGCUCAUGAGGGAGACCCAGACGCCCCUUCCACGGAUAAAUGAUGAACUUCUGUACCCGGCUUCCGAGCCUGAAGACAUGGAAGCAUAUCACAAGGAGAAGCACAGCUACAAGCAACUGAGCAGAGACCGGCUCAGAGAGGAUACAGGGGGAACUCCAGAGGAAGGAGUAGAGGGAGAGGAUUUCAAGGACAAAGAGGCAAUCUGGUACGAGAACCCACCCCGGAACCAAUUUAAUGGCCGGCGACGAAACCAACCGCAAUUCUCCGGACCCUACAACGGAGAGCAGCAGAUGUGGACGCCCAAUGACAUGCCACAGCCCCCACCCCCGCCUGAACAAAACAUGAGUAUGCGUGGAAACUCGUACACACAGUACCAGGAUGGGCCUGGAGGCUCUUAUUGA